Messenger RNA from Malaya genurostris, 2055 nucleotides. RefSeq names its product platelet glycoprotein 4. The transcript is spliced from 8 exons. Gene Ontology annotation, molecular function: scavenger receptor activity. Gene Ontology annotation, cellular component: cytoplasm; membrane. The coding region runs from base 229 to 1887 and encodes 552 amino acids. NCBI's taxonomy places the organism in Eukaryota, Metazoa, Arthropoda, Insecta, Diptera, Culicidae. The record is from RefSeq and is a predicted model, not a curated record.
UAGAUCGGUUAGUUUGCGUUUGGUAUUACAGUGUUUCGAACAAAGUUUGAUAGAUAUUUUUCAAUUCGAUCUUGAAACAUAAAUGUAGAAAGCUUGAUGACGUAUAAAAGCUCAAACGUUGAUAGCAUUGGUGUGAGUCAUUCAUAACUAUUGCGUUAUAAUUACCUCAUCGCUAAUGGUCAAUAUCGAAAAACUAAUAAACCGUGAAUAGGUAAAGGUUUCUACACAAUGUCAAUGGAAAUUAAUAACAAUUCGUAUAAAAACAUUAAGCACCAGUAUAAAUGUAGCGACAUUGUAUUAAUUGCGGCAUCAUCCGUUUUAGCUGUGGUCUUUUUCACUAUAGGAUUAUUUGCACAUAAAUAUGAAAUCACUCAAAUUAUUUUGGACGAUCGCCUCAAGAUGCGAGAAAUUAUGCCGCAUUAUAAAUGGUGGCUGAAUACAUCAGAUGUUCUGGUUACAUGUAAAAUCUACAUUUUCUCUGUAACAAAUGGACAACGCUGGUUAGAGAAUUUGGAUGAUACUUUGAAUUUUGAAGAAAUUGGCCCGAUCACAUAUCGAGAAACUCUCGAACAUCUAGAUGUGGUAUUCCAUCGACAUAAUUCAACUAUGUCGUAUAAUUCUAAGCGACAAUUAUUUUUCAUGCCUGAAAGAAACAUAAAUGGAAUCCUGAACAGAACAAUUACUGUGCCUAAUACUUCAGUACUUGCGAUGGCUGCUAAAUUACAGAACUCCAAUUCAAUUGUUAAAUGGGGUUUCAGGUUAAUAAUGUCCAGUUCAGGAGAUGAAGUUUUUAUUAAUACUACUGUUUACAAAUACCUUUGGAAUUUAACAAGUCCAAUAAUGAAGUCUGCUAAAAAAGUUGUACCAUUCAUGGUGCCACUUGACAACAUUGGCGUAUUGAGUGUGAUGUAUCAUGACUACAAUGACCGCGUUAAUAUCCGACAUGGAAAGCAAUUUGGAAACGAACAGUUUUUUAUGAUCAAUACAUAUCGGAACCGCCCAACCGUACCGGGAUUCGUACCAGAGAACGGUGAUUGCUUCGCUUCAAUUGUUAAUGCGUCAGAGGGAGCAUCUUAUCCACAAAAUUUAAACAAAAACUCGGUUCUAUUCUAUUGGAGACGCACGUUGUGCCGUGCGGUUCCACUACUGUUCGAAAAAGAAAUUCGACGAGGAUCGUUGGUCGGGUACAAGUUCGUGCUUCCCGACAACUCCUAUGAUCGAUUAGCUAACACUAGUGCUGACUGUUACAAAGGACAAAUAAGUAUAUUGGAGGAUGGUAUGACAGAUAUGUCGAAAUGUUUAUUAGAUUUCCCAGUGGUUGCCACUAGUCCUCAUUUCUAUGCUAGGAAUUUUUCUAAAGCUUAUAAAGUAUCAGGAAUGACACCAAACAGAGAGAAGCAUUACAGUUACAUCAUCGCAGAUCCGUCUUUCGGUAUUCCUAUUGAUCAAUGUGCACGGACCCAGAGUAACUUAGUACUACCAGAAUUGAGCGGUUUCCCCGAUGAUAUAUUAAGAUUUAGUAACAUGGUUCUACCAAUGCUCUGGAUAGAAUAUCGUAGCGUAGUAUUAAAUUGUGGAUCCCUUAAAAGGAAAUCUUUUCCACUGGGACUCCAUUUUAUGCACCAAAGUGAACUACCGGCUUACGUUAUUCAAUCACUACAGAUUUUCUACAUCAUCAAAGAUAUACAACCAUACCUGCCAUACUUCUUUUAUACCAUUUUCCUUGUGUUUGUAAUAUCGGCUAUCUACAAGGCGCACCAAUACGACUCACGAGAUCCAAACGUUAAAGCUGUUAAGUUGUUAUCAGAAGGUGUGGAUAGCAUUGAUGUUAAUAGUAAUAAUACUAAUGCAUCGGAACUCACAAAAAAUGUGGUUCAUAUACAUUAAUAUAUUAUACUAUGCUAUAGAAUAUAUAUUUUUGUAAUUUUAAGAAAUUCGAUCAUUAAAUAAUUCAUUUAGAGUAAAUCCGGGUGAGCACCCUUAUAAUAAUCGAUAUUUUUUCAAAACUAUUCACCGAAUCAGAAUUUAUCUUAUUGUUAUCAAAAGUUGAUCGAU